Sphenostylis stenocarpa is the source of this 1176-nucleotide messenger RNA. Lineage: Eukaryota; Viridiplantae; Streptophyta; Magnoliopsida; Fabales; Fabaceae. The record is from the annotation of a GenBank genome assembly.
AUGGUGACCGUCGAGGAAAUCCGCAACGCCCAGCGCUCCCAUGGCCCCGCCACCAUCCUCGCCUUUGGCACCGCCACGCCCGCCAACUGCGUCUCCCAAGCCGAUUACCCUGACUACUACUUCCGCAUUACCAACAGCGAACACAUGACUGACCUCAAGGAGAAGUUCAAGCGCAUGUGUGAAAAGUCGAUGAUAAAGAAGCGUUACAUGCACUUGACUGAGGAGUUUCUGAAGGAGAAUCCGAAUAUGUGUGAGUACAUGGCACCGUCGCUGGACGUGAGGCAGGACAUAGUGGUGGUGGAAGUGCCUAAGCUGGGAAAAGAAGCGGCAACGAAGGCGAUAAAGGAGUGGGGUCAACCCAAGUCAAAGAUCACGCACUUGGUGUUCUGCACCACUUCAGGCGUGGACAUGCCCGGAGCGGAUUACCAGCUCACAAAGCUUCUUGGUCUGAGACCCUCGGUGAAGCGCCUCAUGAUGUACCAGCAAGGCUGCUUCGCCGGAGGCACUGUCCUCCGCCUCGCCAAGGACCUCGCCGAGAACAACAAGGGCGCCCGCGUCCUGGUGGUCUGCUCCGAGAUCACCGCCGUGACUUUCCGCGGCCCGUCUGAUACCCAUCUGGACUCCCUCGUGGGGCAGGCGCUGUUUGGAGAUGGCGCAGCGGCGAUGAUCAUCGGAGCGGAUCCCGACAGGACUGUGGAACGGCCAAUAUUUGAAUUGGUAACGGCUGGUCAGACAAUCCUGCCAGACUCCGAUGGUGCCAUCGACGGCCACCUGAGAGAGGUUGGACUGACGUUCCAUCUCCUAAAAGACGUGCCCGGAAUCAUCUCGAAGAACAUCGAGAAGAGUCUGACUGAGGCGUUUGCGCCGAUUGGGAUUAACGACUGGAACUCGAUCUUCUGGAUAGCUCACCCGGGUGGACCGGCGAUUCUGGACCAGGUUGAGGAGAAGCUCCGGCUGAAGCCGGAAAAACUUCGGUCCACUCGACACGUGCUGAGUGAGUACGGAAACAUGUCAAGUGCAUGUGUUUUGUUCAUUCUUGAUGAAAUGAGGAAGAAGUCAAAAGAGGAAGGAAAGGGUAGCACGGGAGAAGGCCUAGAGUGGGGGGUGUUAUUCGGGUUCGGGCCGGGUCUGACCGUUGAGACCGUUGUGCUUCACAGUGUUUCCCUGGAGGAUUGA